This is a messenger RNA of Acanthoscelides obtectus, 1313 nucleotides long. The record is from the annotation of a GenBank genome assembly. NCBI's taxonomy places the organism in Eukaryota, Metazoa, Arthropoda, Insecta, Coleoptera, Chrysomelidae.
GCUGUGUCAGCCGCAGUUAGUAAUUGAACGUUUUAUUACAGUAGAAUUACAAUAGAAGUGGUGGUUAUAUGUACGAUUUUUUUUUGACAAAGUAUUAAAAUUGCGUGAGAGUUAAAAUGCCUACCGAAUAUAAACGCAAAGGUAGUGUUUGUCGAGGGGAAUGGUCAGAACAAGAUUUACAACAAGCUAUAGAGGCUGUACAAGAAGGUAGAGUAGGUGUUCGAGAAGCCGUUCGUUCCUUUGGUGUGCCAUACACAACACUUCGACGACGCUUGAGAAGUGGCAAUCAUGGAAAGCUUCCAUUGGGACCAUUAUCUACUUUAGGACAAGAAAACGAAGUUAAAUUGGUCAAUCAUAUUAAAAAACUUCAAAAGUUUGGAUUUUCGCCAUCACGAACAACUGUACGCUCUAUGGCAUUUGAAUUAGCCCAGAAAUUAAAUCUCCCACAUAAAGUCAAUAUUGAAAGAUGUAUGGCAGGAUAUCAAUGGCUCGAGUCAUUUUUAAGGCGCAAUAAGGAUCUAGCAGUGAGAAAAUCCGAAGCAAGAAUCUGCAAUGUAGAUGAGACAGGUCUACAAAUGAACAACAAACCAGGCUUUGUUAUUGCUCAGAGAGGUUCAAAAAACGUAUCGGCAGUGACAUCAGCAGAAAAAGGCGAAACAAUCUCCGUAAUAACAUCUUGCAAUGCGGAGGGGUCAUUUAUACCACCAACGUGCAUCUUUAAGGGUAAGAAUCAGAAACCAGAGUUUGCCGAUGGUAUGCCACCAGGCUCCUUAGUAUUCAUGUCUGAGAAAUCAGCUUAUGUCAAUAAUGUUUUAUUUUUGAGGUGGCUUAAAGAACAGUUUGUCCCAAGGAAACCUCCGGGAUAUGUUAUGUUAAUCCUCGAUGGACACUCAUCGCAUUGCAGCAGCGUAGAGACACUAGAAUAUGCUUCUGAAAAUGAAAUAAUUUUUCUGUGUCUACCUAGUCACACAACUCAAUUUCUUCAGCCUCUAGACAGAGGAGUUUUUAAGUCACUAAAGGCGUUUUAUUAUGAAGAAUGUAAUGCUUUCAUUAGAAGAAAUCCCAAUCGACGCAUUAACAGAUUGAUUUUUGGACAAUUACUCGCUGCAGCUUGGGAGAAAUCAACAACUGUUAAAAAUGCGGUUUCAUCUUUCAGAGCUACAGGAAUUAUGCCUUUCAAUCCGUCUGCGAUUCCAGAUUACGCUUAUCUUACUGACAAACCUCAGGGAGCUUCACCUAAUGAACCUGAAUCUCAAGUUUUACCGAAUGGUGAAAUAUCUGUUGACAAUAGAAAUGAAUCUGCUCAGGAUUGA